Molecule: messenger RNA, 2020 nt
Organism: Pseudocercospora fijiensis CIRAD86
Lineage: Eukaryota; Fungi; Ascomycota; Dothideomycetes; Mycosphaerellales; Mycosphaerellaceae
Exons: 3
Coding region: 14-2020 (668 amino acids)
Biological process (GO): DNA-templated transcription; regulation of DNA-templated transcription
Molecular function (GO): DNA binding; DNA-binding transcription factor activity, RNA polymerase II-specific; zinc ion binding
Source: RefSeq, a predicted model, not a curated record
UGCGUUGCAGACGAUGUUUGGCAUCCUCGACGCCGCAAAUGGCACGAGCACAGGCAAGCCGAAGACAUCGGCGGAUCGCGCGUGCGACCAGUGCAAGCAAAGGAAGGUCAAAUGCCAGAUGACGAAGCCUUGUACGAAUUGUUCGCUGAAAGGUUUCACUUGUACCUACGACAAGCCACGCAAGAAACGAGGUCCAGCGGGGAAGCGUAUGAGCGAGAUUCGUCUUCAUCAGAAAAGUCUCUCGUCAUCAGACCAAGACCGCAUGCCAUUCGAAGCAAGUCCAACCAUGGAGUCACUUUCGCGAGUCAGCACGGCCAACUUUGACAGCAAUGGACAUGCCAUGCAAAGUGGGUAUGCGGAACGACAAACGUGGUCUGCAUCAUCGGCCUCGCAGCCUGAUCCCACGUCAGCAGCUCACACGAUGCCGGCAUACGGAGUUGGCAAUACUGAGCAGGCUGCGGCCGAUAUGAGUUCUGCGAUCGCUGGGGCCACACCACGACCACCCCAUCAGCAGUAUGCUGCAAGCGAGCACUCCACCACAAGUAUAGGUGGCAACUCCAUCACAAGUCCAGCGUCAUACAUAUUUCCAAGUUUACCUGCGGAAUCCCCUUCUGGCAUGACUGAUCCAUUUGGCGCAAUUCUGGAGCAAGAAUUAGCACCUCUCGCUGCAGCUGCGGAUGCUUGGCCAGCCAGAGUCAACGAGACAACGCUUCUGCCAUGGAUCGAUGUCUACUUCAAACGUUUGCACCCGACUGUCCCAAUUCUUAGUAGAACGCGUCUGUACUCUGAUAUGCUGCUGCGAAAACACCGUACAGAUCCUCAAUAUGGAUCAAUGCUGCUGGGUUUGGCAGCAUUCGCAAUGACUCAGCCAGUUCACAUCCACGAGCGAAGAUCAAUGCCCUCCCGGUCGAUUCAGGCCCGCAUGCUGAUGGAAGAAUGCGUGAAGUUGAGGGUAGCUGUGAGCUUUGGCGAGGAUCCGACAAUCGAGAUGAUUCUGGCAAGCUUUUUCCUGUUCGCAUGCUUAUUUGGCAACAGCGAGCACAAAGCAGCCAGACAUCGACUCAGAGAGGCUGUCGACCUGGCAUACUCCCUCGGACUACAUCUACCUAAUUCAUACGACGGGCUGGCCUCAGAGAAGAGGGAGCAGUGGCUGCGAACAUAUCUGGUUCUUUCAGUGACUGAGCGAGCAUUUGCUCUCCAACAAAAUCACGCUAUCAGCUUUAGAGGACAGCCUGGCGUCGCAGCUCGAUUCAUGCAGGCAUUUGAUUCUAGGGCCACAGACGAGUAUAUCUCGUUGCUAAUCUACCAGGACCAAGCGGACGCCGUUGGCAUGACCGGUCUUCUCUACCUCAUGGAUACAUUCGACACCGUUGAUGAAAAUGUAAUGGAUUGCUGGAACGGCUUCUGUCAUUACAGUGAUGGUGCAUGCGAGACGUUUGAUCGAAGACGAGCAUUGCAGACAUUCCGAGCUCAGCGAAGAGUCCGAGAGGCUUGCAUUGCUGGCAACAUCAGCUUCGCUCCAUCGGUCACACCACUUCCGCUCGCGCAGCUGGUAGAAAGCCAACAAGCCGAUAUCUCGGUCGCUCAAUUCUGGCUCUUGAACCGCCUGUGGAAUCUUUGCUUGUCACAUCAGCUCUUACGGGAAACUUCGGACUACGAGGAGCUUCGCUACGAGUUUGCUUGUCACAUCGCACACGCUCUGCUCGCAUAUUGUAGCAGACUUUCUCUCGCCGCUAUGGAAGUCCAUGGCGUGGGAAUGGCAGAGAAGAUCUAUGACGUGACCGUUGGAAUUCUGACAGCGAUCAAUGCGACUCCCCUCAUACAUCUAGAGUUGGUGCUCGGGCCUUUGGAGCCAGAUGUGAUUCCUGGAGCCAUGACGACCGGGCACAUUACAGUUCACGCCCUGCUUGAGGGACUUGGGAGGCUCAUUGGGGAGUUUCGAGGAGGCGAACAUCCAUUCAGCUCGAAGUUCGCGUCCGCCGUGAGCUCGCUUCCAGCAUAUCAGGUGCAACCAGGCUGA